Messenger RNA from Amphiprion ocellaris (clown anemonefish), 2133 nucleotides. Its product is annotated as V-type proton ATPase subunit d 1. The transcript has 8 exons. The coding region runs from base 68 to 1120 and encodes 350 amino acids. Gene Ontology annotation, biological process: vacuolar transport; vacuolar acidification; proton transmembrane transport. The record is from RefSeq and is a predicted model, not a curated record. Gene Ontology annotation, molecular function: proton-transporting ATPase activity, rotational mechanism. Gene Ontology annotation, cellular component: proton-transporting V-type ATPase, V0 domain; lysosomal membrane; vacuolar proton-transporting V-type ATPase complex. Lineage: Eukaryota; Metazoa; Chordata; Actinopteri; Pomacentridae.
CUAACGCUAAGCAGCCGGACGGUUGGUUUUCCUGCGACAGAGACGGAGCGGACAGCGGUCAGUAAGGAUGCCUUUCUCCGAGCUGUAUUUUAACGUCGACAACGGCUACCUAGAGGGGUUGGUGAGAGGCUUCAAAGCCGGAAUACUGUCCCAGGCCGAUUAUUUAAACCUCGUCCAGUGUGAGACCCUGGAAGAUCUGAAGCUCCACCUGCAGAGCACAGACUAUGGCAGCUUCCUGGCAAACGAGGCGUCUCCUCUCACUGUGUCCGUCAUCGACGACAAGCUGAAGGAGAAGAUGGUGGUGGAGUUUCGCCACAUGAGGAACCAGUCGUACGAGCCGCUGGCCAGCUUCAUGGACUUCAUCACGUACAGCUACAUGAUUGAUAACGUCAUCCUGCUUAUCACCGGCACUCUGCACCAGCGGGCCAUCUCCGAGCUGGUGCCCAAGUGUCACCCGCUGGGCAGCUUCGAGCAGAUGGAGGCGGUCAACAUCGCCCAGACCCCGGCCGAGCUCUACAACGCCAUCCUGGUGGACACGCCCCUCGCCGCCUUCUUCCAGGACUGUAUAUCUGAGCAGGACUUGGAUGAGAUGAACAUUGAAAUCAUUCGUAACACACUUUACAAGGCUUAUCUGGAGGCUUUUUAUAAGUUCUGCUCCAACUUGGGAGGAACGACAGCCGACACCAUGUGUCCCAUUCUGGAGUUCGAGGCCGACAGAAGAGCCUUCAUCAUCACCAUCAACUCGUUCGGCACAGAGCUGUCCAAGGAGGAUCGUGCCAAGCUCUUCCCCCACUGCGGCAAACUUUACCCAGAAGGCCUUGCACAGCUGGCUCGUGCAGACGACUACGAGCAAGUCAAGGCCGUCGCUGACUUCUAUCCUGAGUACAAGCUGCUGUUUGAAGGCGCCGGCAGCAACCCAGGAGACAAAACUCUGGAGGACCGUUUCUUUGAGCACGAGGUGAAGCUGAACAAGCUGGCCUUCCUCAACCAGUUCCACUUCAGUGUUUUCUACGCCUACGUCAAGCUGAAGGAGCAGGAGUGCAGGAACAUCGUCUGGAUCGCCGAGUGCAUCGCCCAGCGGCACCGCGCCAAAAUCGACAACUACAUUCCCAUCUUUUGAGCUUCCUCUUCCUCUCGCCUUCCUCUCAUCAUCAUUUUCAUUCACUCUAUCGUCUCCAGUCGCAGCUCGGUGUUAAACACUCUGAUGGUUUGAUGCUAAAUUUACUUCAUUCUUCACUCGUAGGUGUAAAUUGAUUCUCAACGACAGAAUUUCUUGUUGUAUUGCGAAUUCUGACCCACAGCGUAAAAACUUAAAUGCAGCUUUUAAUCGGAUAAGAAUCACAUGAUCUUGUUGGUUCAUCAGAGGUACUUCCUGAUUGUUUUAACCCAUUUGACUUUCAAACACUUGUUUGUCUAAACAUUCUAUAGUGCUGUGUGUUGUUUCAGCGGCACGCCCUGUUCGUCUGGCUCAUCAGCUGCACAGGACAAAAAAUAAAUAAACCACAGGAAGAAUUUGCAAUUUACCGAGACUAUAGAACGAACAGCUCCGGGUUUAUUUUUCUCCAGAACUCUCAGCAGCAAACACCGGCCACCUUUCUGAGACAUGACACAGCUGCAGUAUGUUUCAGAUUCAGUCAGAAAAUCCUUGUGUUAACCCUCAGUCUGUCCGGUUCAAAGCAGACACACAAAAACAUUCCUCCAUCAGCCGCCGUCAGGUUCUGUAAACCUGUAUCUAUUCCUGUUUUUAGUGCUAGCGUUUGUCAGCAUGUCUGGUAUUUACUGUGGUUUUUCCCCAAAAACUAAUGAGCGAAACAUGUGAGUCCCGAGUCCCGAUUUCUUGUCUACAUAGUUUGUUGUUAAAUAUUAAAAACUCGACAGGAGCUUCCAGUCGUCUCUGCUCCUGCUUCUGCAACUGAAACUUUCUGGAAUGAGGCAAAAUCUUGUGGGUGUAAGACAGACGUGAUGUUUAAAGUAUACAAAGAUAUAUAGAUAUUUAAAGAUGACUAUAUGAUUCUGUUUUCUCAUGCUGUACAAAUUGAUUUAUUACUGUUUUGAUCUGUUAUUUGUGAAAUGUGUACUGUAAAUGUAAGGAAUAAUAAACAGACUGAACUGUGCAAUGCAGGUCUGAAGGAA